AAAGAUGGAACUCAAAAUCUUCAUUGCUCUCUUCUGCGCUCUUUUCACUGGAGGACAUUCACUCAAAUGUUAUGAGUGUUCAGGUCCAAUAGGUUCUUGUGAAAGCAAAGAGAAGACGUGUCAGGACACUGAAACAUGUUCAAGUGCAACAACUUUAGAAUUCACUGGUGGCACUGAAGUUAAAAAUCAGAUUAAGGGUUGUACAGUAAUGGAGAAAUGUAUAAAUGGAUCUGUUAACAACGGAGUUAUAAGGAAAAUUAUAUCUACACAGUGCUGUAACACAGACCUAUGUAAUAACAAAGAUGCCCCAGUUCCCUCUAACAGCCCCAAUGGAAAACAAUGUUACUACUGCGAUGAGAAGAGUUGCUUCAACAAAUUAAAAUGUUUUGGAGAUGAAGACCGCUGCUUUGCAGCGAAAACAACUGCUGGGUCUGUGUCUCAGACUUUUAAAGGAUGUGCCUCUAAAUCCUUCUGUGAUGCUGUACCACAAUUCGCUGCAGUUUACACGAGCUUCUCAUGCUGUCAGGGGAAUCUGUGUAACGGUGCUAAGAGCGUCACACAGAAUCUCCUCUCUUCUUAUUGCCUCUCUUCUUCUACAUCCUGAUCCACUGAAUUCAGCAGAACAUCACUCUCUACAGCAGUAAUGAGAGAUAUUGUGGUGGGAUUAGUAAAAAAAAGAUUAUGUUUUAUGAUUUAUGCAGCAGCAACAGCAGUAUGUCACACAUUUUGGAUUUAAAAAAAAAAAAUGUUUGAUUUAAUAUAGCUUAAUUUUCAUUGUAUUUUUGGUGUUGUCACAAUGGUUUUGGUGAAAAUAUAUAUACUGCAAACAGGGAAAACAAUAAAUCAAAUGUAACCCCACGAUACACUUGUUUUAAGGCAAAAUCUAAUAAUGAUAUUGUAAUAAACACAGUUUCUAAACGAAGUUAAAUAACUGUAAUUAUUCGUAUGCACCAGCAGAUGGCAGCAAACAUAUGCAGCCAUAUACAGUACAUAGCUUUUUGUUCAAUA
Paramisgurnus dabryanus is the source of this 1008-nucleotide messenger RNA. The record is from RefSeq and is a predicted model, not a curated record. Lineage: Eukaryota; Metazoa; Chordata; Actinopteri; Cypriniformes; Cobitidae.